This is a messenger RNA of Symbiodinium necroappetens, 1797 nucleotides long. Lineage: Eukaryota; Dinophyceae; Suessiales; Symbiodiniaceae. The record is from the annotation of a GenBank genome assembly.
AUGGAGCACUUCGACGAGUACAUGUUUACGGGGCCACCUCCACCGUUGGGGCCAAUGGUUCAGGUGCAGUCCCUGGCUACAAAUCUUCCAGCCGGAUGCGGUGCAGCGGAAAGCUACUGGAGCCUCAUUGCGACAGGUGGCGAGGCACAGACGGAGGUCUCGCCGGACCGAUGGGAUCCCUCCGUCUACUACGCACCCGACGAGGGCGCCGCCUCGCGUGGCCAGACCAGCACCAAGCACGCGGCCUUCCUCCAGGCCUCCGAGCUCUGGGAUCUGGACGCAGGAUUCUACGGCCUGCGCGAGAAGGAGGCGAAGCUCAUGGUUCCGGAGCAGCGCCUGGUUUUGCGCACUGGCUACCAGGCACUGGCGGAUGUUGGCCUCGGCGAGUCUUUGAAGGGAAGCAGAAUCAGUACUUAUGUAGGUGACUGUGCGAAUGAAUCUGCAACAUAUUGCCCAGCUUUGGAUGAGUGCCGUCAGAAUGGCACGCUCAGUGCAGCAACUGCAUCUCGGAUCUCGCACUUGUUUGGCUUGCGGGGGGGCGCUUGUUCGUUUGACACUGCUUGCUCCUCGUCAUUGGUGGCAUUGGGGCACGCCCAUUCACAACUACGGCUCGCACCCGUAUUUCAGGAUGCCCAAAGCAGGCAAUCCAGCGGUGCUCUAGUGAUUGGCGUUCGUGUGCUCUUCGGUCCCGAAGGCUUCGUCGGUCUCGGUGCCGCGGGCUUCCUGAGUCUUCACGGACGCUGCUUCACCUUCGACAGCAGCGCUCAGGGCUUCGGUCGUGGCGAGGGUUGCUGUUCCGUGUUUCUUGCCAGGGACGACCCGGAGGACGGGGAGGACUUGGAACUGCACUUGGCCAGCGUCUCUGGAAGCAGCGUAAACCAAGACGGGAGGAGUGCCAGCUUGACUGCACCGCAUGGACCCUCUCAGCAGAGCUGCAUACGAUCUUCCUUGCGCAUGGCCAAUGUCAGCCCGGACAAAGUGGCAGUGGCCGAAUGCCACGGAACUGGCACGUCCCUCGGAGAUCCAAUCGAGGUGGGUGCCCUGCGAGGGGUGAUGUACGACCGCCGACAGCCUCUUCUGAUGACCAGCUCCAAAAGCAAUGUGGGCCACGCUGAGUCCGCUGCUGGCUUGAAUGGUUUGGCCAAGUGUGUUCUCAUGCUUAUGACGUCUGCAUCGGCACCCAACGUCCAUCUGCGUUCCCUGAAUCCAAAUCUUGACACAAACGGAUUCCCGUGCUUGUACGAGAGCGAGUGCGUCGAUGCCGACCAAAACAGCCAGAACAUCGGGGUGUCGUCCUUCGGCUUUGGCGGAACCAACGCACGGGCCGACUUGUGGGGGCACUGUGUGCGAUUCUACAUCUUCAGGCGGAUCCCCGACUUCAAGAACUUCAAGAACAUGUAUCGCGCCCGCAUGGACAACCUACAGGCGGACAGCGCAACUGCCGACCGAAUGGUCGAGGAGGCGAACUAUGCCUUCUUCCUCAACACAAGAAUAUUCCAGGAGUUGGAUUCGCUAGCAGGCUUUGAGGCGGAACCUGUCCCGCCACCGGCAUCUGCGCCUGCCGCCAGCCAUGCUGAGGCUGCGGCCCGCGCGGCAGCGGCCGGCUGCCCGUUCGCCAGCUUGGCUGCGCAAGGCCUGGCAAUGCCAGACGACCACCCCGGCCUGGCAGACACAGAGAAAGUGGACAAGGAGCUUGCGAAAGCUCCGGAGCAGGAGGACAACAAAGCGGGCUGGAGGUUGGCCUCGGCUGCUGCUGUGAUCGCUCUGAGCGCUGGCAUUCGUGCAAUGUGGACGUGA